AUGACGCCGCCGCCCAUCUUCGAACCCGCGGGGGACUGGUUCGACCCGGAGAUACGCCGUUUCGUCAGGAUCGACGCCGCGGACCCGCCGCCGAAGCGUGCCGCGCUUUUCGUCGGCAGCUCCAUCUUCCGAGAGUGGCGAGAGAUUCGAGAUUUCGACGCCGACUUCGCGCCGACGCGCGUGAUUAACCGCGCGUUCGGCGGGUCCACGACCGAAGAUCUGCUCCGCGUCGUGGACGCGAUCGCGACGCCGCACGACCCGGAGAUUAUCGUGUACUACUGCGGCAGCAACGACGUGAACGAGGGGCGCGGCGCGGCGGCGAUUCGCGACGCCUUCGCCGCGUUUUGCGACAGAGGUGAGACUGCUUCCCAUACGACCCCGUUCGCGUGGUGCACGCCGUUCCUUAAGGACUUUUCCCGUCGUCACUCUUCACCCGCGCUUCCCUUUCAACGUUUGACCGUCGGACCGCGCGUCGAGCGGAUUCUCUUCGUGUCGGUGUGCAAGGCGCCGCAGAAGAUGCCGGUUUGGGACGAGGUGGACGCGGUCAACGACGCGAUGAGGGCGCACUGCGCCGCGAACGCGCCGCGGUUGACGUACGUGGAGGUGAACCCCGGGCUCUUCGAGGAGGGAUCAUCAUCGCCGGGGUCGCCGCCGCGGCCGAGGUUUAAUCUCUACCGCGAGGACGGUUUGCACUUUGUCGACCGCGCGUACGACGACGUCCUCUUGCCGGUCAUCAAGGCUGCGUUGGAGCGCGCGUUGGGGGAGGUGAAGGCGGCGCGGGGGGAGGGCGAGGCGGCGCACUUGCCGCCCGGGAUGCGGCGAUAG
This is a messenger RNA of Micromonas pusilla CCMP1545, 825 nucleotides long. RefSeq lists its product as uncharacterized. The transcript is spliced from 2 exons. Lineage: Eukaryota; Viridiplantae; Chlorophyta; Mamiellophyceae; Mamiellales; Mamiellaceae. Bases 1 to 825 code for a protein of 274 amino acids. The record is from RefSeq and is a predicted model, not a curated record.